AUGUGCAGCCUCAAUUCUUGCCUUUCUUGGCCUCAGGAUCAUCGUAUACUGGGAUUGCUGUUUAGAUUAGUCGACUUCGUGGAUAACCAGAAGCAUCAUCAUGACCGUCAACUUCAACAUCACUCAGAGGCUGUUGUUGAGGAUCUAAUUUACGAUGUUUUGCUUACUUUGCACAAUCAUUGUCACGGUAGUUCUGGGAAUAGUCAAACAAGUGAAGAACAUCUGCAAGACUGGACCAGACUUCUGCUUGGUUUGGCGAAGACUACUGCUAGUACAACAACCACAAGCAGUAGCAAGCGACAACCAUGCCUCUGGCAUCUUCUACUACUAGAAUAUGGAAGGCGACAAGCAUGCUUGAAAUCUGGCACAGGCUUGGAAAUGAAUGCUGUGGAUACAGAUGCGACGUCAACAAUUUCUCUGCAGCCAUCUGCCUCCCUUUUCACACUUCUUGUGGAUGAAUUCUGCUGUCAGACUACAACUAGUACCAAGUCCAACGCAGGCGUAAAAAACGCAACAUCAGCUUCAGCCAUAGCUCUCCUGAACACUCAAUCGAUCGGAGACCAAGCACUGGGUGCCACCAUCUUACACUCUGCAUCUGAAACUGGAGACUUUGCGGUUGUGCAGGCUCUUCUCACCGCACAAGCCGAUGCGCGAGUGACGGAACGAACUGCAGGCUGGACGCCGUUGCACUUGGCUGUGAAAGAGGGUCAUGCGAAUGUUGCACGGUUGUUGCUGUUCCGAAACACCACACUGGUGCAGGGUGUUCAUUUGGCAGACGCUGCAGACCGCUUUGGUUGGACACCAUUGUUGGAAGCAGCUAGUCACGGUGACAUUCAGUUGAUGCUCUUGUUGUUGAAUGCAGGUGCCAUGAGUAGUAGUAUUAAGGGUUGCCGAAUUGCAUUCCUCGCUACCAUCCACCCUGGGUCUUUUCCUAGUAGAAAAGAAGCCAGGGAUGUUCUGAGGAAUGUAAUUCCUUAGCCUCUAAGAGUAGUACGUCUCAAAUGUUGGCUACUACUUUAGGAGAAGCACUAGACGACGAUCAUACAGAUGAAUUUCGUUCCCCUGAAGAGGCAGAAGGAGGAGAACCUGACAUGUUCAUUACAGGAGCCAUUGAAGCCCUACAAGACGCGAUCACUGAUGCCAGAAAGUUGUCUGAAGAACGCAUUGCUUUUUUACGACUGUUGGUCAGUACUUCACUGGACCUUAACUCAACAGCGAAAGCUGCUGUAGGCUUGAGACGGCGUCAGCGAUUUCGAAGGAUUUUGGAGCUUAUCAUGUCUUCAGGAGAAGCGUGUUCGCUUGAAGGAUACCUUCUGCAAGACACGAGCUCAUCAUUCAGAAGCGCAACAUCAUCAUUUUUAGAAACUCCAGACCCAAACAACAACAACAACGACAACAUUCUAGCAACUGUCCCCAGACAACUGAUCCCUCUCUUCCUCAAGCACUUCAUCCCACAAGCAUCUUCUAUGCGUCCUCGCGACUGGGAACCAUGUGAACUCUGUGGCAUGCCUCAAGUGAGGGAGGAUCUAUAUGAUAGAACAUUUUCUUGCUACAUAAAAAACACGAAGACGAACACUUCUUUUUACAUGUUGAACAACGAGGCUGGUGAUGCAGAUGGUGAAAGACGUAGUAGACACGACAUGGUCAACCUUCGCCUCUGCUCAAAGUGCUAUUUUGUGGGAAGAACAACAUGCGCGACAGGACAUCCAAUCUGAUGAUUUUUGC
Messenger RNA from Amoebophrya sp. A25, 1725 nucleotides. The record is from the annotation of a GenBank genome assembly. NCBI's taxonomy places the organism in Eukaryota, Dinophyceae, Syndiniales, Amoebophryaceae.